CUUAACCUUGCUGUUGCUCUAAUGCUCUGUCUUUGCCAGCUGCGUGUGAGUAAACACUGCAAGUGGUUAGUGGAGCGAAUACCGAACGCUUGGUCAGGUAACACCUGCGUCACUUGUGGUAUUCACAAACAACGAGAAGCAAUACCGACGUGGGUAACAGAGAAUAUUCAGCUUUGAUGCUUGAAUAAACAUCACAAUGAAGUUUGCCGAGCACUUGGCAGCUCAUAUUACUCCAGAAUGGCGAAAGCAGUACAUCAGCUAUGAGGAAAUGAAAAUGAUGCUCUAUAACACUGUAGAGGAAGCACCUUCAGCAGAACUUGUGGAGCCUGAGGUUCUCACAAGGCAUUUUGCCAAUUUUGAUGAUCACUUUUUCCAGUACUGUGACAAUGAACUGAAGAAAAUCAAUACUUUCUAUUCUGAAAAAUUAGCCGAAGCUACACGAAAAUUUGCUGCGUUACAGAGUGAACUCAAAACAGCUGCACUUGUAGAUGGCAAAGUCAGCAAAUCAGUCUUCAGGUCAAGUGAAGCUAAGUCUAGUCUUCCUGCAAGGAAAGUACAAGAGCUGAAGCUUGCAUUUAGUGAAUUUUACCUAAGCUUGAUCCUCCUGCAAAACUAUCAGACUUUGAAUUUCACAGGAUUUCGGAAGAUCCUCAAAAAACACGAUAAGCUGCUAUCAGUUGACUCUGGAGCAAGAUGGAGACAGGAAAAUGUGGAAACAUCACACAUAUACACCAACAAAGAUAUUGAUCGAUUAAUCACAGAAACAGAAGGAACUGUGACUCUGGAACUAGAGGGUGGUGAUCGACAGAGAGCUAUGAAACGACUGCGUGUACCACCUCUUGGAGAGCAACGAAGCCCCUGGAUUACUUUCAAAGUGGGUCUCUUCUCCGGCUCCUUCAUAGUGCUUUUUCUUGCUGUUGUGCUUUCAGCAAUUUUCCAUAAUGGUGGAUCUGAUAACCUGAAGACUGCUUUUAAGCUGUAUCGAGGUCCACUCCUGAUCAUAGAAUUUUUAUUUCUGAUGGGCAUAAAUGUGUAUGGUUGGCGAUCUUCUGGGGUCAAUCAUGUGCUUAUUUUUGAACUUGAUCCUCGAAAUCAUCUUUCUGAACAGCAUUUGAUGGAGCUGGCUGCUAUAUUUGGAGUUGUUUGGACCUUAAGUGUACUGAGCUUUUUAUACAGUGAAUCUCUUAGUAUACCACCCUAUGUAAAUCCACUGUCUCUUAUUAUUUUAAUGGUUGUGUUCUUGGUUAACCCUGUGAGGACAUUCAGAUAUGAGGCCAGGCUGUGGACUAUGAAAGUUCUGGGGCGGAUAAUUGCAGCACCAUUUUUCCAUGUUGGGUUUGCUGAUUUCUGGCUUGCAGAUCAACUGAACAGCCUUGUGGGUGCAUGCUUAGAUUUCCACUUUCUCAUCUGUUUUUACAUAAACAAUGGCAAUUGGUUUGAUGCUCAAGUGUUAAACACAGCUGAAUGUGGGCCCAAUGCUGUUAUCUCAAAAGCAAUUGUAAACUGCCUUCCUGCAUGGUUCAGAUUUGCACAGUGUCUUAGAAGAUAUCGUGAUUCAAAGGAAGCUUUCCCCCAUCUUGUGAAUGCUGGAAAGUACUCGACUACAUUUCUGGUAGUACUAUUCAAUACCCUCCGAACACUGAACUCAGAUGACAGUAACAAACACAAAAACCCAUUCUUCUACAUGUGGCUGUUGGCAUCAUUACUCAGUUCUUGCUACUCAUACACAUGGGACAUUAAAAUGGACUGGGGAUUAUUUGACAAUUCAGCAGGAGAAAAUAAAUAUUUAAGAGAAGAGAUUGUCUAUUCAUCAACAGGAUACUACUAUUUUGCCAUUCUUGAGGACCUGAUUUUGAGAUUUUCGUGGUUGAUAUCAUUUGUUUUAUCUGAACUCCUGGGUUUCAAUUCAGAAUUUGUGCAGUCAUUUUUAUUACCUCUUGAAGUCUUCAGACGCUUCGUGUGGAACUUCUUCCGUUUGGAAAAUGAACAUCUUAACAACUGUGGCAAAUUUCGUGCAGUAAGAGAUAUAUCAAUAGCACCAAUAGAUUCAUCUGACCAGGUGCAGAUUAUCAGAAUGAUGGAUGAGGAUGAUGGUGUUGUGAAUAGAAAGAAAAGAAAAACUGCGAAGAAGGUCAAAGAAGAAAAAAUUACUUUAAUCAGUGAAGAUUCAGAUACCAAUCUUGAGGCCAAAGACAACUGAUGCUGAUUUUUACUGGAGUGUGUAAUUCUAAAAGCUCCACAUAUUCCACAAAAUGGCUGUGUUAUGUUAGUGUCUUUACUUAAUUUUUCACUUACAGGAAACUACAAAAAUCUUGUAAGAAUCAUCAAAUUUCAUUUCAUUUCUCACUUGUCUUGUGACAUUUCAUUUAGACUAUUGCCAUGUGUGAAAGAGUACUAUCUCAAUGUAAAUAUUUAGAAGUAUUUAUUGUGAUAAACAACACAAAUUUCAUAAGAAUCAACAAAUUUCAUUUCAUUUCUUGCCCGUAGAUUUGACAUUUUAUCAAGAGUAUUUCUGU
This is a messenger RNA of Schistocerca americana (American grasshopper), 2516 nucleotides long. RefSeq names its product xenotropic and polytropic retrovirus receptor 1. Gene Ontology annotation, molecular function: inositol hexakisphosphate binding. Bases 197 to 2200 code for a protein of 667 amino acids. The transcript is spliced from 11 exons. Gene Ontology annotation, biological process: cellular response to phosphate starvation; phosphate ion transport. Lineage: Eukaryota; Metazoa; Arthropoda; Insecta; Orthoptera; Acrididae. Gene Ontology annotation, cellular component: plasma membrane; cytoplasm; Golgi apparatus. The record is from RefSeq and is a predicted model, not a curated record.